Teleopsis dalmanni is the source of this 1777-nucleotide messenger RNA. RefSeq names its product serine protease snake-like. Gene Ontology annotation, biological process: proteolysis. Bases 573 to 1772 code for a protein of 399 amino acids. The transcript has 9 exons. Gene Ontology annotation, molecular function: serine-type endopeptidase activity. NCBI's taxonomy places the organism in Eukaryota, Metazoa, Arthropoda, Insecta, Diptera, Diopsidae. The record is from RefSeq and is a predicted model, not a curated record.
UCUAACAGUUUUUGUAUAUUGUGUAUGGAUAUUGGAACCUCAUUCUCUGGCUAUUCUUGUCCUUGGUUCUUCUUAUUUUGGUGUCAUUGAUAGUUGCAGAUUGAACGGUUAUUAAAUUUUGUGUCUAUAUGGUAUGUCGAUGUAUUCACGCCUACAUUGGAUUUGUUGUGAAGAAUGUCGACAUAGUCACGCGUACAUAGGCUUUGUUGUGAAGAAUGUCGACAUAGUCACGCCUAUAUAGGAUUCAGUGGGAAGGCUGUCGACAUAUACACGCCUAUACGAGAUUUAAAGCUUCGCUGGUAAUUUCCUGUGGUGUGCUUGCGAUUUCUUCGAAAGUUAAAGUCCAAGUGCCUCUGGUGUACUUGCGAUGUUUUCCAAAUCUAAUAAAAGUCCAAGCUCAGUACAAAUGCGUCGAUGUUGCGUGAUUUGUGUUACGCUUGCCUUGGGUAGUGAUGCUGUCUCUGAUGGUGCAAUUCUAUUUAUUACUGCUGUUGUUUGCUUAGCUAUCGACUGGUUGUGUUGCUGGUUACUUUGCUGCUGAUUCAGGAUGAACUAUAACAAUAAACUAGACUAUGUAUAACUUCAUCUCGAAUUCGUGCAGUGGAUACGAGUCUCAUUGUAUACUGAGAUGGCAUCGUUUGUGGGAACUUAACUUCUAUGCACCUGCUGAUAUUUAUUUCUUGAACACGGUCCCGACUCAAUUUAUGCUGUUCAGCAUGAAGUUCUUUGAAGACGUCAUUUUUGCCUCCAAAAUAAUAUUUCCAACGGUUGAUGAUUUUCCACUGGAUUGCAAAAUUGAUAAUAAUACCUGGGGUCUUUGCGUGAACAUUAAAAGUUGUGCUACAGCUUUGACUGUACCAAACAGUGAAGUGAAAACAUGCUACUUUUUGCAGUCAGAACAAUUUGUUUGCUGCAAAGAUUUUGGAGGGGAUGAAUUGAAAACAGAAAGAAAAUAUAGAGCUUUAAAAGAGUGCGAAGACUUUUAUCCGGACGCAGAUUAUGUUCUUCGUGGUACGCAAACCAAACCCAAGGAGUUCCCAUACAUGGUAGCACUUGGCUGGAAAUCAAAUGAAGGUAACAGUACAGAUUAUAGAUGCGGAGGAGUCUUAAUCUCAUCUGAAUUCGUUCUAACUGCGGCACAUUGUACUGAAUUUAAUGGUCGUCCGCCAUCAGUGGUUGUGCUUGGUGGUGUAAAUUUAAGUGAGGAUGAUUAUACAAAAUACAAUAUCACUAAAGUAAUAUUGCAUCCUUUAUAUGAUCCGGAAUUUUCUUACAAUGAUAUAGCAUUGUUAAAAAUAAAAAAAGAAAAACAUGAUAUUCAUCCAAUUGCUUGUCUUUGGACUUCUUCCGACAUUAAUGUGGACACUGUGACUGUGAUCGGGUAUGGAAAUACACGCUUUGUUGGAUCUCAAUCUCCACAUCUCUUAAAGGCAGACUUAGAUAUUAUACCAAAUAAGGAUUGCCAAAGUUUUUAUAUAGAUGAAGACAACUUACCAAAAGGUAUUCUUGAUCAACAAAUUUGUGCGAAAGACCCUGAAAAUAAACAAGAUGCUUGUCAGGGUGAUUCUGGUGGUCCGCUUAUAACAAAAGUGCGACGGAUGGUGGUUGUACGACCUUUUACAUUUGGUAUAACUUCCGUUGGACAAGGUUGUGGUGGUCAGACGCCUGGUGUCUAUAUGCGCGUGUCAGAGUUCGUUGAUUGGAUUGCAGCAAUUGUAUGGUCAAAUUUAGAUAACGUAAAUAUGAUUAUUACCGAAUAUAGUCAAAUAUAAUAGAU